GAGAGAGAGAGAGAGAGAGAGCACGACAGAAAAUGGCGGACUACCACUUCGUGUACAAGGACGUGGAAGGAGCAUCGACGCAGUGGGACGAUAUUCAGAGAAAAAUUGGCAACCUCCCUCCGAAGCCCCCUGCGUUCAAACCCCCUCCUUUCGCACCCGCCGAAGAACUAGAUUCCAAACCCAAAGACAAAGCUUGGAUCGAUGACAAGACCGAAGAAGAGCUCGAAGAUCUCGAAGAUGACCCCGAUCUGGACGACGAUCGCUUCCUCCUAGAAUACAGGAAGAAGAGGUUGGCAGAGAUGAGAGAAGUAGCUAAGGUUUCGAGAUUUGGAUCAGUGAUUCCGAUUUCUGGUUCGGAUUUUGUGCGCGAGGUUUCACAAGCUCCACCGGACGUUUGGGUUGUCGUGAUCUUGUACAAGGAUGGGUAUCCAGAAUGCAGGGUACUUUUGCAAUGUUUGGAAGAACUGGCGGCAAGAUACCCCGCAACAAAAUUUGUUAAGAUAAUUUCUACUGAUUGCAUUCCUAAUUAUCCAGAUCGUAAUCUUCCCACUUUGUUGGUGUACAACAAUAGUGCUGUCAAGGCAAAUUAUGUGGGCUUGCAUAGUUUUGGUCGGAGCUGCUCUCCGGAAGGUGUUGCGUUAGUUCUCUGCCAGUCGGAUCCUGUGCUUACUGAUGGCCAGAGUGGUAAUGAACAGUCUAGAAAAGCUGUACUUGAUGGAGUGAGGAAGAGGUUUAUAGAGAAGGUGGUUACAGAGCAUGAAGACGACGAUGAUGGAUCUUCAAGUGAUUAGGAUCGUAGAUCUUUUUUGCCUCAUCCUAUUUUGCCUUUCUUUUGGUAAUUUAGAGGAGAUUUUGUGCUGUGUAGUGAUGAAGCUAUUGGCCUUACUUUGAUUUGUGCUACUUAUGCUUGCUUUUGCCAGUUUUUGUUUUUUAUUUUCAAUUGUUUAAACUAAUAUGUAUUUAUCUGAUGUCUCGCAUGUUUUGUAAACCCCAAAAUCAAUUACAUAAGGAUCUCAUGUUGUUGGUGUACUCUCUUUUCUGAAUGUUGUGCUUCAU
This is a messenger RNA of Ilex paraguariensis (yerba mate), 1056 nucleotides long. NCBI's taxonomy places the organism in Eukaryota, Viridiplantae, Streptophyta, Magnoliopsida, Aquifoliales, Aquifoliaceae. The record is from the annotation of a GenBank genome assembly.